UGAAUACCUUCUCAGCUGUUCCCCUACAGGUGAGCGGGAGGAUGAGGUAGUGAUCAUGGUCUCUUCAGCCGCGUGGCUGCUCGCAGCUUGCUGCUCAGCUCAGCCCGAGGCUGUCCCAGUCCGCCCUCGUCGCUGCGUCCCCGUGGUGCGCCUGCAUCUGCAUAGCCUGACCAACACCUCCUAGCCUUGUCAUGUCGUCACUCAAGAAUAUCGUCAUCGUUGGCGCCAGCGGUGGUAUCUAUGCUGCCCGGGCACUCGAGAAGACUUUACCUAAGAGCCAUCGAAUCGUGCUCAUCGAAAAGAAUGACUAUGCGUGGUACCAUCCUGCCACCUUGAGGGCUAGCACGAUGCCCUCCGCGGAGGACCUCGCCUUCCAAGACCUCUCCAAAGUCUUUCCUUCCUCCUCCCAACACAUUGUACUGAGUGGGACCGAGGUCACCCACUUGGCCGAGAAGUCAGUCACGAUCAGCAAGGAAUUCGAAGGCAGCACCACUGUGUCCUUCGAGUAUGCCAUCCUCGUCACUGGCGCCAACCACUACGCUCCCUCGGAGCCUAGCGACCGAUCGAAGGAGGGGGCAGUCGAGGGGCUCAAGAAGGCAAUGGCAGGAGCAAAGGAUGCAAAGUCUGUUUUGGUCGUAGGAGGGGGGCCGCUCGGUAUCGAGUAUGUGGGCGAGGUGAAGCAUCAGUACCCUGACAAGAAGGUCACCCUCGUCAGCAAGUCCUCUUCUCUCAUCAGCGGCUUCAAUCCAAAGAUGGGCAAAGCCCUCGAGAAGACCAUGAAGAACAAGGGCGUCGACCUUCGCAUGGGUGCUUCAAUCGACGUGCCCUCGGAUGUGCCCUCCGCAACGCUCCUCCCCUCGCCGCGCAGCUUCACCAUUGUCCCCGCCGAGGGCUCAGGAGACGCCUCACCCUCGGAGGUAGAGGCAGACUUUGUCGUAGUCGCCACAGGCGGCAGGCCAAACACGUCGCUGAUCUCUAACUCUGGCCACCCCAACGCCCUCAACGACGUAGGCGCCAUCCGAGUGGACCCUGCCACGCUACGCCUCACCGAGCCAGCUCUAGGCUUCUACUUUGCGUACGGGGAUUGCUGUGACGCUCCCGGCCCCAAAACCUUUGUAUCUAUGAAAGGCCAAGCACCCGUCGUCGCAGCUCAGGUGGCAUCCUUGGUCGCGGGCAAGGGCAAAGCGAGCAAAUCGACAUGGAAGGAGCCUCCGCAGAUCAUGAUGGUCAGCUUCGGGCCGAAGGAUGGACAAGGCGUCCUCUUCGGGUGGACAGUGCCUGCUUGGUUCGUAGCGCUUGUGAAGAGCAGGGAGUUGUUUGUGAGCUCGUGGAAGCAGGAGUAUUUGGGAAAGGCGUAGAGGAGGAGGAGAUGGAGAGAGAGAGUGUGUGUGCAAUGCUUUCCAUUUCGUCGACGUCGUCGUGGUAUACCCUCCUGCUGAGGUCUCUUUCUGCAAUGGUACCAUUCUUCGCUCGCUCAGUCAUCAUCCGCCUCGA
Molecule: messenger RNA, 1494 nt
Organism: Jaminaea rosea
Lineage: Eukaryota; Fungi; Basidiomycota; Exobasidiomycetes; Microstromatales
Product: FAD/NAD(P)-binding domain-containing protein
Exons: 4
Coding region: 192-1358 (388 amino acids)
Cellular component (GO): cytoplasm
Molecular function (GO): flavin adenine dinucleotide binding; electron-transferring-flavoprotein dehydrogenase activity
Source: RefSeq, a predicted model, not a curated record